Lolium rigidum is the source of this 1542-nucleotide messenger RNA. RefSeq names its product ectonucleotide pyrophosphatase/phosphodiesterase family member 1-like. The coding region runs from base 1 to 1407 and encodes 468 amino acids. The record is from RefSeq and is a predicted model, not a curated record. The transcript has a single exon. Gene Ontology annotation, cellular component: vacuole. Lineage: Eukaryota; Viridiplantae; Streptophyta; Magnoliopsida; Poales; Poaceae.
AUGGCAGCUCCGCCCUCCGGCGACAUGCCGCUCCCCACCGCCGCCCUCCUCGCCCGCUCCCACUCCCCCUCCGCCCCCGCGCCCCAGCCCGCCGCCGCCUCCUCCCGCCUUCUCAUCUUCCUCACAGCCGCCCUCGCCGUCUCCACCUCCUACCUCCUCCUCCUCCGCCCGCCCCACUCAACCGCGUCCCCCCAUCCCCCCCUCUCCGUCGCGCGGCCGCUCUCCAAGCUCCCGAAGCCGGUGGUCCUCCUGGUAUCCACCGACGGCUUCCGCUUCGGGUACCAGCACAAGGCCCCCAACCCGCACCUCCGCCGCCUCAUCGCCAACGGCACCUCCGCCGCCGAGGGCCUCAUCCCCGUCUUCCCCACGCUCACCUUCCCCAACCACUACUCCAUCGUCACCGGCCUCUACCCCUCCUCCCACGGCAUCAUCAACAACUUCUUCCCCGACCCCGUCUCGGGGGCCGAGUUCAACAUGGGCUCCCACGAGCCCCACUGGUGGCUCGGGGAGCCGCUCUGGGUCACCGCCGCCGACCAGGGGGUCCUCGCCUCCACAUUCUUCUGGCCGGGCUCCGAGGUCCACAAGGGCGCCUGGGACUGCCCCGACAAGUACUGCCGCCACUACAACGAAUCUGUGCCGUUCGAGGACAGGGUUGACGCCGUCCUUGCUUACUUCGAUCUCCCGGCUGAUGAAAUGCCGCAGUUCCUCACGCUCUACUUUGAGGAUCCAGAUCACCAGGGGCACCAGGUUGGCCCUGACGACCCAGUCCUCACCGAUGCGGUGGAGCACAUGGAUGAGAUGAUGGGGAGACUCAUCGCUGGCUUGGAAGCCAGGGGUGUGUUUGAGGAUGUGAACCUUAUAUGGGUUGGGGAUCACGGGAUGGUUGGGACCUGCGACCAGAAGCUGGUGAUUCUCGAGGAUUUAGCUCCGUGGGUUCAGGUGGAGAGCGAUUGGGUUCUAUCCACGACGCCAUUGCUGGCAAUCAAGCCACCAGAAGGCGUGUCGCCGGCUGAGGUUGUGGCCAAGAUGAAUGAAGGGCUAGCGUCAGGGAAGGUGGAGAAUGGGGAAUAUCUCAAGGUUUACUUGAAGGAGGACUUGCCUUCUCGCCUGCACUACUCGGAAAGUUAUAGGAUACCGCCAAUCAUUGGGCUCGUAGAUGAAGGUUAUAAGUUGGAGAAGAAACGAUCCAACGCAAAGGAGUGUGGAGGGGCGCACGGGUAUGACAAUGCCUUCUUCUCAAUGAGGACCAUGUUUGUCGCACACGGACCUCGUUUUGAGCGGGGUAAAACGGUCCCUUCCUUUGAGAAUGUGGAGAUUUACAAUGUGAUUGCUUCCAUUCUCAGUUUGAACCCAGCUUCAAACAACGGCUCAGCCUCUUUCCCUGGAACGGUUCUGUUGCCGAGUUAGUGAUCAUGGAUGCAUGUGAGGGCUGUUGUUUGGAGGAGGAAAGCCACGUCUAUGGUAGUAUCCUUUUGUUGUAUUUGUAUCUAUAGUUCUGUACACCUCUUAAUAAAGACUUCUGCCAUGUGCAGCAAUUUACCA